This is a messenger RNA of Capsicum annuum, 1775 nucleotides long. RefSeq lists its product as uncharacterized. The record is from RefSeq and is a predicted model, not a curated record. The transcript has 10 exons. The coding region runs from base 237 to 1559 and encodes 440 amino acids. Gene Ontology annotation, molecular function: protein binding. Lineage: Eukaryota; Viridiplantae; Streptophyta; Magnoliopsida; Solanales; Solanaceae.
UAUGUGUAACUUCCUUAUGGUAACAAUCUUUACAAUCAUACCAAAAGUAUGUAACAAAGCUUAUUUGGCCGACAUGCCAUGAUUUAUACAACAUAGGUAGAUCCCUAUCAUACAAACAAACUCCACAUUAAUACAUUGGAAAACCAAGAAAAAGUAUCAGUUUUUUUCUUGAUUUUUAAUCAUCUGGGCUAGUGGUCUUUUGUAAAUUCUUGAGGGGUUGAAGGGUGUGGGAAGCCAUGGCGUACCAAAGAGUCGAGCGAGUGGGUUACAUGAGUCUUGAUGAAGAUAUGGCAGAUUCAAUGGAUGAAUUUGAAGAGGUCUUCUACAACGAGGAUACAAACCUUGACGACUAUGAGAUGGUAACAGAAGGGACUGAUACGUCCGCUGCACAAGCAAGGAAAGGCAAAGAUAUACAAGGUAUCCCAUGGGAGAGAUUGAAUAUAACCAGGCAAAGCUACAGAUUGACAAGGCUCGAACAGUACAGGAAUUAUGAGAACAUACCUUUGUCGGGAGAAGCUGUAGAUAAGGAAUGUAAACAGGUGAUGAAGGGUGGCAACUACUAUGACUUCUUUUACAAUACAAGAUUGGUGAAGCCUACCAUACUUCAUUUUCAGCUGAGGAACUUGGUUUGGGCUACUUCAAAACAUGAUGUGUAUCUUAUAUCGAACUACUCACUUAUGCACUGGUCCUCCAUUUCCAACAACUUAACCGAAGUCCUCGAUUUCUCUGGCCAUAUAGCACCGUCAGAGAAACAUGCUGGAAGUUUAUUAGAAGGUCUAACUCAAACACAGAUCAGCACAAUGGCAGUGAAGAAUCGCGUUGUUGUCGCAGGGGGCUUCCAAGGGGAACUCGUUUGUAAGUGUUUGGAUAAGCCAGGUAUAAGCUUCUGCACGAGGACCACUUAUGAGGAUAAUGCUAUUACAAAUGCUGUCGAGAUAUAUGAUAGCUUGAGCGGUGGGCUUCAUUUUAUGGCUGCCAAUAAUGAUUGCGGUGUGAGAGAAUAUGACAUGGAGAAAUUUCAGCUUAUGAACUACUUCCGGUUCCCUUGGCCAGUGAACCAUACUUCAAUGAGCCCAGAUAGCAAGAUUCUUACUGUUGUUGGAGAUGAUCUCACUGGCUUACUUGUUGAUUCCUGCAAUGGAAAGACGGUUGGCUCGAUUGUUGGUCAUCUAGACUACUCUUUCGCGUCUGCAUGGCACCCUGAUGGCCGUACCUUUGCGACUGGGAAUCAAGAUAAAACCUGCCGAAUUUGGGACAUGAGAAACCUGUCAUCACCUACAGCAGUGCUGAAGGGGAACAUGGGCGCUGUCCGAUCCAUUCGCUACUCAGCAGAUGGGCGGUUCUUGGUAGUGGCUGAACCCGCAGAUUUUGUCCACAUUUACAACGCUGAAGGAGAGUACAAGAAGCGUCAAGAAAUCGACAUGUUUGGUGAGAUAUCCGGGGUAUCUCUUAGUCCAGAUGAUGAGUCUCUUUAUAUCGGAAUCUGGGAUCGAACAUAUGCAAGCUUGCUGCAAUACAACAGAAGGCAUUCUUCCAAGUAUGUUGAUUUGUUCACAUAAUACCCUCCUCUACUGAUGGUUUUUUCUCCACUCGCGCGCCGAUGUACCUAGGCAUUUAGGUUUCCUCAUAGUUGUGAUGAAAUGAUGAAUUCUGGUUUUUGUUCAUGUUGAACUCUAGGAACUUGGCUCAGUUUUUUGGUCCUAUUAUACCAUGUACAGUGUCCUCAAGUAUACAGAACCUUAUUUCUCUAUAAACAGCCAUUCGCUAUUACGACA